UGCGUUAUCGAUCGCAUGUUAUAAGAUUUUAAGGUUAACCCUCGAGGAACACAGAAAAAUUAAAUAAAUCUUUAAAACAAUAAAAUGGUCUUAUCCGAGGGUGUUAAACAAAGACUGUCCGUCGUUAUUGAACUGGGCAAAACUGUUUUCCAUUAUGGUUUCAUUCCUACUGUGGUCUACUUAGGUUUCCAAAAGGGUGCAGACCCCGGAAUGCCAGAAAUCACGUUGUCCAGUUUACUGUGGUGAGCCAACUUCGAACAGUACCUCAAUGAUUUAAUGUAGAUUUUGUUAUAAUAUUAAGUUUAAAUAAAAGCUUUUGAGAGUA
Messenger RNA from Aethina tumida (small hive beetle), 325 nucleotides. RefSeq names its product mitochondrial import receptor subunit TOM7 homolog (gene Tom7). Gene Ontology annotation, biological process: protein import into mitochondrial matrix. Gene Ontology annotation, cellular component: mitochondrial outer membrane translocase complex. The transcript is spliced from 3 exons. The record is from RefSeq and is a predicted model, not a curated record. Lineage: Eukaryota; Metazoa; Arthropoda; Insecta; Coleoptera; Nitidulidae. The coding region runs from base 85 to 246 and encodes 53 amino acids.